This is a messenger RNA of Onychomys torridus (southern grasshopper mouse), 1704 nucleotides long. It is a transcript of the gene Lrriq4, whose product is annotated as leucine rich repeats and IQ motif containing 4. The transcript is spliced from 5 exons. Gene Ontology annotation, molecular function: protein binding. The record is from RefSeq and is a predicted model, not a curated record. Bases 1 to 1704 code for a protein of 567 amino acids. NCBI's taxonomy places the organism in Eukaryota, Metazoa, Chordata, Mammalia, Rodentia, Cricetidae.
AUGAUGGAACUUUUUAAACUCGUGACAAAGGAAGUACUAAAGCAAGAACAUUUACCCAAGGUUCUUCAGAAAAGUGACCCUCAGCGGGUCACUGAUAGAACGUUUUUCAUGGAUGGUUCCAACCAGAAUUUGAAAACCAUCCCGCCAAACAUUUUGGCAUUAAAGGAAUUAGAAGAACUGCAUCUGGAGAACAACCAGAUUGAAGAAAUUCCCCCGGGUAUUCAGCAUUUAAAGAAUGUCAAGGUCCUCUACCUGCACAAGAACAACCUGCAGAGUCUGUGCCCUCAGCUGGGGGAGCUGAGCAGCCUGGAGUCGCUGGACCUGAGCGGCAACCCGCUGCUCUAUUGCUCGCUGCCGGUACUCAGCUGCCUCCGCACCCUAAGGGAGCUGCGGCUCUACCGCACCGGCCUGAGAGAGGUUCCCACCGUGAUCUGCAAAUCCCUGCACCACCUGGAGCUCUUUGGCCUGUCAGAGAACCACUUGGACUCGCUGCCCAAGGAAAUCGUGAACCAGACCAAGCUCAGGGAGAUCUACUUGAAAAGGAAUCAGUUCUCGGUUUUCCCUUCCGACCUCUGCGUGCUCUUGAACCUGGAAGUAAUAGAUCUAGACAACAACAAACUGAAGGCCAUCCCGGAGGAAAUCGGGCAGCUGAGGAGUCUGCAGAAGCUCUACGUGGCGUCUAACAAUCUGCCCCUUCUACCCGAGUCUCUGAGCCAGUGCAGCAAGCUGUCGGUGCUGGAUUUGACCCAAAACCUCCUCCGCUCCCUCCCGGCCACCAUGGAGCAGCUCUCGGAGCUCACCGAGGUCGGGCUGAGCGACAACCGCCUGGAUAAGGUGCCGCGCCUCCUGUGCCGCUGGGUGUCGCUGCAGCUGCUGUACCUGCGCAACACCGGCCUGCGCGCGCUGCGGCGCUCCUUCAAACGCCUGGUCAACCUGCGCUUCCUGGAUCUCAGUCAGAACCACAUAGACCACUUUCCUUUGCAGAUCUGCACGCUCAAGAACCUGGAGAUGCUGGCGCUGGACGAUAACAAAGUGGGACAGUUACCAUCGACCGUGAGCUCACUUAUAAAACUGAAGACACUUGGACUCACAGGAAAUGACUUUUUAUCCUUCCCAGAGGAAAUCUUUUCCUUAGUGUCUCUGGAGAAAUUAUACAUUGGACAAGACCAGGGAUUCAAGUUUUCCUGUGUGCCAGAAAACAUCAAGAAAUUGCAGAAUCUUAAAGAACUAUACAUAGAAAACAACCUUCUGGAGUCCCUUCCUGCAUCCUUGGGGUUGAUGUCAAACCUGGAAGUUCUCGAUUGUCGGCAUAAUCUUCUUAAGCGACUCCCAGAUGCCAUUUGCCAUCUUCAAGAUUUGAGAGAGCUACUGCUGGAGGACAACUUACUCAGCCGCCUCCCAGAUAACCUUGAUCAUCUGGUGAAACUUAAAGUCCUAACACUAAUGAACAACCCCAUGAAAGACCCUCCAAUGGAAGUGUGUGUCAAAGGCAAUGAAGCCAUAUGGAAAUACUUGAAGGAAAACAGAAUUAGGAAAAUAAUGGCCACAAAGAUUCAGGCGUGGUGGCGUGGAACCAUGGUGCGGAAAGGAUUUGGGUGUUUUGAAGAGCUACUAAAAGCCAGGAAAAAAGGAAAAACCUCUCCAAAAGAUAAGAAAGGCAAAAAGGCUGCAAAAGGAAAACCUGCAAAAGGAAAUAAAAAGUAA